Molecule: messenger RNA, 1737 nt
Organism: Acomys russatus (golden spiny mouse)
Lineage: Eukaryota; Metazoa; Chordata; Mammalia; Rodentia; Muridae
Gene: Dusp22
Product: dual specificity phosphatase 22
Exons: 7
Coding region: 73-690 (205 amino acids)
Biological process (GO): transforming growth factor beta receptor signaling pathway; protein dephosphorylation; regulation of cell population proliferation
Cellular component (GO): cytosol
Molecular function (GO): protein tyrosine/serine/threonine phosphatase activity
Source: RefSeq, a predicted model, not a curated record
GCCGCCCCACCCGCCCGUUCGAACGCGCGCCGUCUCCUCCCGCGAGCGCAGAGCGGCGAUCGCGGCGUGGCCAUGGGGAGUGGGAUGAGCCAGAUCCUGCCCGGCCUGUACAUUGGCAACUUCAAAGAUGCAAAGGAUGCCGAACAACUGAGCAAGAAAAAGGUGACACACGUUCUCUCUGUCCAUGACAGUGCCAGGCCCAUGUUGGAGGGAGUUAAAUACCUGUGUAUUCCAGCAGCGGACUCACCAUCUCAAAACCUGACAAGACAUUUUAAAGAAAGUAUUAAGUUCAUUCACGAGUGCCGGCUCCAGGGUGAGAGCUGUCUCGUGCACUGCCUGGCUGGGGUCUCCAGGAGCGUGACACUGGUGAUCGCAUACAUCAUGACUGUCACUGACUUUGGUUGGGAAGAUGCCUUGCACACAGUUCGUGCGGGGAGGUCCUGUGCCAACCCCAACCUGGGCUUCCAGAGGCAGCUGCAAGAGUUUGAGAAACAUGAAGUGCACCAGUAUCGGCAGUGGCUGAAAGAAGAAUAUGGAGAGAACCCUUUGCGGGAUGCAGAAGAAGCCAAAAGCAUUCUGGGUAAAUAUAAAGAGCAAGGGCGCUUGGAGCCCCGGCCUAGCAGCAGGCGGUGGAGCAGCUUUUCAACCCUACCUCCUCUCACCUACAAUAACUAUACCACAGAGACCUAACAGAGAGUUCUGGUGUUUUCCUUCCUGCUAUGGGUCUUCUGGGUUGCCUACAGGUGCUGGCUCCUGCCUCUAAGGACUACAAAAGGAGGUCACAGCGAGGUGGACCACUCAGGGCUCUUUCCCAAGCAGCCAUACCCUGCCCUGGUCAGGCCUUUUCACUCUGUGCCCACCUUCACCCCAAUCUUGGCCUUACCUGAGCUUGCUGAUCCUGAGAUGCCACUGAGCUGCUGUGUACUUCCUAUAUGUGUGUAAGAGGGCAUAUGUGCAUGCAUGUGUGUAAGAGUGUGCAUACAUGCCUACAGAUGUAUACGUUAUGAAGAAGCAUACAUGUAAAUGUGUCUUUGCAUGUGGGAACUGAGUGUUUAUGGUAUGGAACGUUAUAAAGCCCCUGCUGCCAGAAUUGGGAUGGCCACAUUUCUGUCCAACUCUGCAUAGAAGUCAUUUGAACUUGGCCUCAGAAAGCUACGCACCAAGUAACAUCCUGUACCUGUGAUCCGUGAGAACUCGAGACAUGAGCAGCUGGAAUCAGUGGUGGUUCCGAACCUGAGAUGCCACAGAGGAAGGCAACAGGACCGUCCUGAGGGAGGGUGGCAGAAUCCCCAGAAGGAUUGUGUGUAUAGGACCAGGGGAGAGGGUUUUUGAGUAUUGCCUGGGCUUGUUAGGUAUACCAGACCCCAGCCUCCCUGCUGUCUCAAGUCAUACACCACUUGCCAGCCCGUCAUGUCCCUGAGUUCUUCUUGGUGCCUGCUCUGUGUGGGACCAGCAUCAUUUGACUUCUAUGGUGACAUGGUGGCAGGGAGGACCUGAGCCACAGUAGCCCUGCACCAGAGGUCUGGCCUGCCUCCUGUCUGUUUUUGCAGACUCCAGCCUGUGGCUGGCCUCAUGUUGCAGGGGCCUUGUCUCAGGUUUACAUUUCCUUCAGGAAUUGGAAAGAAAGAACAGUUAUUAAACACCAUAGCAGUUUGUUUUGAAAUGCCUGAGCAUUUACUGAGCUCAUUGGUAUAUGCUGUGGAUUUGAUCCUUGACCUACCUCAUUAGAUUGAUACC